Molecule: messenger RNA, 675 nt
Organism: Seminavis robusta
Lineage: Eukaryota; Bacillariophyta; Bacillariophyceae; Naviculales; Naviculaceae
Source: the annotation of a GenBank genome assembly
AUGGAAUUCACGGAGAAGACAUCACCCGAUACAUUCUUCCUUGACAUUGGUGCAAACAUUAGCAUGUACAGUUUGCAUGCAGCUGUGUGGGGGCGAGAUGUGAUCGCCUUUGAGCCAUUUCAAAGGAACUACCAGCGCAUUUGCAAAUCAAUUUCCAUGAAGAAGGCCUUUGAGGAAAGGCUCACUAUAUUCAAUGUUACCCUCACGGACCAUCCAACAACUGUUGGGUUUUCAUCUUUUACUGAAGACAAUUUUGGUAGGGUUCAUGUGGACGAUCAGGAUUCGAAGGCAGAAUCAUCUGGUGCUCCUGUACGUGGAGUAGACUAUGCUCCAGGAGUCGAACUGUCUUCACUGAAAAGUGUGUUGCCUUUGAAUCACCCUGCUGUCAUCAAGAUUGAUGUGGCGGGUACUGAGUGUGGAGCUUUGGGCGGUGCCAUGGAAUACUUGCAUACCCUAGAUAUUCACUAUGUUGCAAUUGAAUGGUGCAUCGAAAUGCGAAAAUGUCAGCAUGCCGAAGCUAUCUUCGAGUUGUUCCGGAAGAACAGGCUAACUCCCUAUCAGUUGCUCUACUUAGAAAAUAAAUGGAAGCCACUCAACCCCACUGAGUGGCGUCAAUGGGGCAACGAUAAGCCCACAUUUGAAGUCUUGAAGACUCAUAAGAUUGGAGUGGGGUGA